Messenger RNA from Aspergillus calidoustus, 3423 nucleotides. The record is from the annotation of a GenBank genome assembly. Lineage: Eukaryota; Fungi; Ascomycota; Eurotiomycetes; Eurotiales; Aspergillaceae.
AUGUCGAAUCGAAAGCGCUCGCAAGUGUCACAAGAAGCCUCGGAGUCGGAAAGCGAGAAUGAUGGUUCGAAGCGCUCUUCUAUAACCCCUCAAUCGAGAAAACGUCUCCGCGUAUCCAGGUCGCCGUAUUCCGAAGAAAGCGACGAAGCGAGCGAAAAUGAGGGAAAUCGGGGUUUUAGAUCAGUUACCGCCGCUCUUGAGCAGGACGAGGAGGAGCUGGAACUACUGGCGACCCAAAUGAUACAAGAGAAAUACGCCUUUUACAGUGAUGAGCCCAAUGUGCCUUCCGAACACGGGAUUCUUGAACGGGUUGAGUGCUAUAACUUCAUGUGCCAUGAUCACUUCCAAGUUGAGCUCGGUCCGUUGAUCAAUUUCAUUGUGGGUAAAAACGGUAGCGGCAAAAGUGCGGUUCUUACAGCUAUAACCCUCUGUCUCGGCGGCAAAGCCUCGGCGACCAAUCGGGGUCAAAGCCUCAAAAGCUUCAUCAAGGAGGGCAAAGAUGCCGCUACGAUUGUUGUUCGAAUCAAAAAUCAGGGCGAUGGCGCUUAUUUGCCAGAUGACUACGGGAAAUCUAUCAUCGUGGAGCGACAUUUCACCAAAACCGGUGCCAGCAGCUUCAAGAUCAAGUCGGAGAGCGGACGUAUUGUCUCCAGCAAGAGGGCCGAGCUUGAUUCCAUCAUUGAUCACUUUACUCUGCAAUUCGAGAAUCCUAUGAACGUUCUAUCACAAGAUAUGGCCCGCCAGUUUCUCAGCUCCUCAAGCCCCUCCGAUAAGUACAAGUUCUUCGUGAAGGGUGUUCAGCUGGAGCAGCUUGACCAAGAUUAUCGAUUGAUGGAAGAAUCCCUCGAUCAAAUUAUGGAGAAGUUGCGCAAUAAAGAGCAGGACAUUUCUGUUCUGAAAAAUCGCAAAGCUGAUGCACACAAAAAGCUUGAGAUAUCAGACCAACACGCGUCCCUCAGGACCCGGAUCGAAAACGUUCGGAACCAGCUGGCUUGGAUGCAGGUUGAAGAACAAGAGAAGGAAAGGGACGAUGUGGAAGCGGAAAUUGCUAUCAUGCACGACAAAAUAACGGAGGCUGAAGCUCAGCUCGAGGGAUACGAUGCCGCGAUCCGCGCAGCUGAGGCCGAAUCUGAAACAGCAGCCGAGUACGUCAGAGUAGCAACAAGCAAAGUUGAGGAUGCCCACAAUGAGACCGAACAGGUCAAGUCCAGGCUGGACGAGAGCAUGGCUGAAAGACAUGACCUUCAAGCUCAGCAACGCCGUAUAAGAGAGCAUUUAAAAGGGGCCGAGGAGAGGGUUGACGAGUUACAGCAAAAAAUUCGUCAGGAAACUCAACGCCUAGCUGAUCUUAACGGUGGCGGUUACUCCCGGAGGCAGGAUGAACUUGAGCAGGCGAAACAGGAUGCUGCGAACACACGUGAACAAUACAAUGAGCAUGGACGACAAGAGGAGCGUGUUUCUGAGGAUGUGAAAAGGGCGGAAAUUCAAGAAAAGGCGGCAAACUCACCUCUUGAACAGGCCAAGCGUGAUCAUCGGGAAGCCGAGUUACUGUUACGCAAUCUCAGCCGAGAAGGUGGGAGCAGACCUUCUGGGUUCCCUGAUGGAAUGCCGGCUCUUCUUAGGGCAAUCCAACAAGAGCAGUCUUUUACCGAAAGGCCUAUUGGGCCUAUUGGUAACUUUGUGACCUUGCUCAAGCCAGAAUGGUCGUCCGUUCUGGAAAGCUCGUUUGGGGCGACGUUGAAUAGUUUCAUCGUUACCUCAAAAGGGGAUCAAAGUAUUCUAUCAAAACUCAUGCACCGAGUCAAUUGUUUGGUUCCAAUCUUCAUUGGCAGCAAUGGCCGUCUAGACACGUCCCAGCACGAGCCAGAUGGCCGUUUUGACACUGUACUGCGAGUUCUUCAAAUCGACAAUGACCUAGUACGCCGGCAAUUGGUUAUCAACCAUGGCAUUGAGCAAAAUCUUCUUAUUGAGAACCUAGAAGAGGCAUCCUCUAUACUAUUCGAUGGCGAUAGGCCAAGGAACGUCAAGCGUUGCUACUGUAUCAAUAAGACCGACAGGCGCCGGGGAAUACACUUGUCCUACAGCCGUAAUGGCGAACCAAGCCAGGCACCUGUUUCCGUGUAUAACGGUAACCCGCGGAUGAAAUCUGACCGGGACUCCCAGAUCAAAGUCCAACGCGAUGCAGUCGAGAAUCUCAAGCGUCAGUUAAACGGUCGACAAGAAGAAGCUCGCUCCGCCCAGUCUCAUUUGUUGCGCUGCAGGCAGGCUCGCGAGCGUUUCGAGAGGAAGUGGAACGAGCUUCGUCUCGAAUGUCAAAGAAAAGAUGACCGUGUCGAAGAACUUGAAGAAGCUCUCCAGAAAGAGAGCGGGGAAGAUGGAGAACUCGAAGUACUCCAAACCACUCUCCGCGAGGCUGAAGAGGACAAGGAACUCAACGAAGGUCAACUAACUGAUAGCGCUACCGCCAUGAAUGAAAUGAUGCAAAACUUAAAAGCGAUCAGGCAGGAGCUCGCGGCGAAAGAAGCCGAUAUGGCUCGCUUAAAGGAAGAGCUCAAGGUUGCUGAAAGUGAGCAGCAUCUUAUCACUGACAAACGACGAAAGAGGAUUAGCGAAAAGAAUGCCGCAGUUGAACACAUUCAAGGUAUCAAACGAGCCACAGAAAAACUUGGGCGGAAAAAAGAGGAGAUUGUGGCUCGGAUACUUGAGUUCUCUGAGAAAGCCAAUAUGGUCUCACAGCGAGUUGAAGUCGCCCAAGGUGAAACUAAAGCUAGCCUGGAGAAAAAAUACGACAAGCUACGGAAAGAUCAGGAUCGAUACAGCAGAGAGCUGGGAGGCACAAGGAAUGAAAUCGCUGCCGAAGUAGCGAAGGCAGAUAAAGAUUACCAACAGGCGUUAGACCAAGUUCACGAAUUUCAGUCUCUUGCUCAGGCCCUCAAGGACACCCUCAAACAUCGCAAGGACCGCUGGAGAGUUUUCAGGUCACACAUCUCUUCCCGUGCCAAAGCCCAAUUCACAUAUCUUCUAAGUGAGCGGAGCUUCCGGGGGCGACUUUUGGCAGACCAUGACAAUAAACUUCUGGACCUACAGGUCGAACCCGACAUAACAAAGGACAGCAGCGAAGGACGUGGCGCCAAAACACUGUCCGGCGGCGAGAAAUCCUUCUCUCAAGUUUGUCUUUUGCUGGCUCUCUGGGAGGCCAUGGGAUCGCCCAUCCGUUGUCUGGAUGAAUUCGACGUAUACAUGGACCAUAUAAAUAGAAAGAUGGCAAUUGACAUGCUUAUGCAUGCCGCCAGACGGUCGAUCGGACGACAAUUUAUCCUCAUCACACCAGGUUCGAGGGCUGAGAUUACUCUUGCGCCCGAUGUAAGAGUCAAAGAAUUAGCUGAACCAGAACGAGGUCAGGCAAGGCUGUCAUUCCGCUAA